UUUUCUCCUGCCUCAUAGCUCACACUGCAAACCAUGUCGGCUUAUUCUGCGGAGGCACACAGUACGAACACAUGCAAAAUCAGGCUCCCAAUUGGAACCCCUUUUUUCCUGCUAUUACGCCUUUUAUCUCUCUUUAUCUACUUCGCCUGCUUCGUCUUCUUGGUUCCCACCGUUACUGGUUGCUCCAAUGGCGGGUGUCAGAUUCUAGAAUCGUGUUCAGCUGCUACAGAUUGUGGGCUUGGGCUCUACUGUGGAAAUUGCCCUGCGCUUGGGAAAAAUCAACCUUUCUGCGUCAGGGGCCAAGCCACAAUUCCAACUGCCAUUAUUAGUGGGCUUCCCUUUAACAAGUACUCAUGGCUGGUGACUCAUAAUGCGUUCUCAAUUGUGGAUGCACCAUCCUUGACCGGUGCUCAGAGAAUCACUUUCUACAAUCAAGAAGACAGUGUUACUAAUCAGUUGAGGAAUGGAGUUAGAGGGUUGAUGCUGGAUAUGUAUGAUUUCGAGAAUGAUAUCUGGCUCUGUCAUUCAUUUCGCGGCCAGUGCUACAACUUCACAGCCUUUGGACCUGCACUUAAUACAUUGAGAGAAGUGGAAGCAUUCUUGUCCCAGAACCCAUGGGACAUUGUUACUAUAAUAAUCGAGGAUUAUGUGCACUCGCCGAAAGGGCUGACAAGGGUUUUUUCUGAUGCUGGUUUGUACAAGUAUUGGUACCCAGUUUCGAAAAUGCCAAAGAAGGGUGAGGAUUGGCCCACGGUUAACACCAUGGUUCAAAACAAUCAUCGCCUACUGGUUUUCACGUCAGAUUCUUCAAAAGAGGCGAGUGAAGGAAUUGCGUACCAAUGGAGGUACAUGGUGGAAAAUGAGCCGGGAGACCCUGGGGUACAACCUAAGUCGUGUCCAAACAGAAGGGAGUCAAAGCAGCUCAAUUCAAGAAGUGCUUCUCUAUUUCUGAUGAACUAUUUCCCAACAAUUCCUGUUCAGAACGACGCCUGCAAAGAGCAUUCGGUACCACUUGCUGAUAUGGUCGCAACAUGUUAUAAAUCUGCUGGGAGUUCAAUGCCCAAUUUCUUGGCUGUGAAUUUUUACAUGAGGAGUGAUGGAGGGGGUGUAUUUGAGGCUUUGGAUCAAAUGAAUGGACAGACAUUAUGUGGGUGUAGUACUGUCGCUGCUUGCCAGGCUGGAGCGCGUUUCGGAAGUUGCAAAGCUAUUGCUCCAUCUAACACUACUCCACCGAGCACCACCACAGCCGGAAGCUUCUCAGGGUCUGUUCAACUAACAGGAGAUGCUUCACCAAUGAAUAGGCCUCGUGUAUUAUUAGUUACAUGCCUAUUGCCAUUUUUCCUCGUGAUCUUAUUCUUGUUGUAAUGAGAAUUGAAAUAUGGAGAAAUAUCGAGUCCGGUCGACAAUGAGUUAAAUGAGUUGAACCUGGGAUCUCAUUCUAAAAAUAUUGUAGUCUUUGUAAAAGUUUUUGAUAUAGAAUAUAGGUUAUUUGGAUUUGAUUUAGUCUUAAAGCAGACACUCAGACAAAUUUAUGGACCACUUCUGAAUAGAGCAGAAUGAGAAGAAAGAGUUUGAGCAAAGAUUUGUUGUGUGAUCCAGAUUUGGUUUUCCAGGUUUUAAGGUUGUAAGAGUUUUUUUGGAAGAACUACCGACAGGUAAUUUUUUAAGGCAUAAAAGAAUGUUAUGUUCCUUGUAUUUCUGAAGCUAUAUUCCCACGUGUAUACAUCGAUGUAUUUGUGGCAUUUGCUUUAGGUUGAGUUGUUCUCUCUUUUGAAUUAAGUUAACUGAUUGCUCUGUGUGAAUCAAAAUGGUUGUUAUUGAGGGCAUUAUUGACAAUUAGGAAGCAUUUCAUCACUGUGUCAUUUUUCCACGUCUCUCUUCGCGGUUUUGUUUUUCCAUGUAAUGGUGCCCUUGGAGCAUGAGUAUGCAACUGCAAUUGGACAAUGAUUGGCCUUUGUUUCUUUAGAUGUUAUAGUGAAU
Messenger RNA from Striga asiatica, 1980 nucleotides. The record is from the annotation of a GenBank genome assembly. Lineage: Eukaryota; Viridiplantae; Streptophyta; Magnoliopsida; Lamiales; Orobanchaceae.